UUACAACCAGCCAGUACACUCGGUUUGAGUUGCUGACAAGCUUGCUUUCAUGGCCAAACCAGUUUCAGUUGAAGUGUACAACCCAAAUGGGAAGUACAGAGUUGUCAGCACAAAACUCAUGCCUGGAACUCGCUGGAUCAAUCUCUUAAUUGAACAAGACUGUAGAGUUGAAAUAUGCACCCAGAAGAAAACUAUUCUGUCUGUUGAGGAUAUUAUUGCUCUUAUUGGUAACAAGUGUGAUGGAGUAAUUGGGCAGUUGACUGAAGACUGGGGUGAGACUUUGUUCUCAGCUCUGAGCAGAGCUGGAGGUAAAGCUUUCAGUAACAUGGCUGUUGGGUAUAACAAUGUUGAUGUCAAUGCUGCUAACAAGUAUGGAGUUGCUGUUGGAAACACUCCUGGAGUACUUACAGAAACUACAGCAGAGCUAGCAGCUUCACUCUCAGUAUCUGCUGCUAGGAGAAUAGUGGAAGCAGAUGAGUUUAUGAGGGCAGGUUUAUAUGAUGGAUGGCUUCCCAAUCUGUUUGUGGGAAACUUGCUAAAAGGGCAGACUGUUGGUGUUAUUGGAGCUGGUCGUAUAGGGUCUGCAUAUGCUAGAAUGAUGGUUGAAGGUUUCAAGAUGAACCUAAUUUACUAUGAUCUCUACCAGGCUACACGACUAGAAAAGUUUGUUACAGCUUAUGGUCAGUUCCUACAAGCCAAUGGUGAAACUCCUGUGACUUGGAAAAGAGCAGCAAGCAUGGAUGAGGUGCUCCGAGAAGCAGAUGUGAUAAGCCUUCACCCAAUUCUCGAUAAAACAACUUAUCAUCUGAUCAACAAAGAAAGAUUAGCAACGAUGAAGAAGGAAGCAGUCCUGGUUAACUGUAGCAGAGGGCCUGUGGUUGACGAGGUCGCUCUUGUGGAGCAUUUGAAACAGAAUCCCAUGUUUCGAGUUGGUCUUGAUGUCUUUGAGGAUGAGCCCUACAUGAAACCUGGGCUUGCCGACAUGAAGAAUGCUAUCGUGGUUCCUCACAUUGCUUCAGCUUCUAAGUGGACUCGAGAAGGAAUGGCAACAUUGGCUGCUCUCAACGUCCUGGGGAAAAUCAAAGGAUAUCCAGUUUGGUCUGAUCCGAACCGGGUAGAACCAUUCCUGAACGAGAAUGCUCCACCACCAGCUGCCAGUCCUAGCAUUGUUAACGCCAAGGCCUUAGGAUUACCAGUUUCAAGGCUUUGAACAUUGAUGUAGAGGGCCACAUUUUGAACCUUCCUGGUGCAAAUGGAGUAAUUGUUAUGCAUGGAAACCAGGCUCUAGGUACUGCAUUUAUCUGAAGUUCUAACAAAAGUUGUAUAUUUGAAAGAUAUAAACGUGUAUCUACGAUGUUGUCUUAUAAAUACUGGUUUCAUAAUCCUGUUAUAUAUAAGAGGCUGUUUAUAUAUGUUUCAA
Fragaria vesca subsp. vesca is the source of this 1420-nucleotide messenger RNA. RefSeq names its product glycerate dehydrogenase-like. The coding region runs from base 50 to 1210 and encodes 386 amino acids. NCBI's taxonomy places the organism in Eukaryota, Viridiplantae, Streptophyta, Magnoliopsida, Rosales, Rosaceae. The record is from RefSeq and is a predicted model, not a curated record. Gene Ontology annotation, cellular component: cytosol. The transcript has 13 exons. Gene Ontology annotation, molecular function: NAD binding; hydroxypyruvate reductase [NAD(P)H] activity; hydroxypyruvate reductase (NADH) activity.